This is a messenger RNA of Amphimedon queenslandica, 555 nucleotides long. Its product is annotated as putative RNA-binding protein RbpA. The transcript has 5 exons. NCBI's taxonomy places the organism in Eukaryota, Metazoa, Porifera, Demospongiae, Haplosclerida, Niphatidae. Gene Ontology annotation, molecular function: RNA binding. The record is from RefSeq and is a predicted model, not a curated record. Bases 58 to 555 code for a protein of 165 amino acids.
ACUGUGUACUGAAGUGAACAUUGUUAUCCGGAUCUCUACUCUCGACCUCAUCUCAAGAUGGCUAACGUUACUAAGCUUUACGUUGGUAAUCUCUCGGAGACUGUCACUUCAAAACACCUCAAGGAGCUGUUCGGUAACUUUGGACAGGUUGAUGAAGUGGCUGUCCUUCGCGGCUUCGGUUUUGUGCACUUCAGGAGGAACUCUGACGCUACUGCAGCUCUCAAGGCGUUGGACGACACUGAGUUCAUGGGCUCACACAUUCAAGUCCAGGUAUCCCAUAGUCGCGGGUUUGGCUAUGGCAAAGGGGGCGGGGGAAGUCGUUACCAUGACAAUGAUCACCGUGGAGGUCGAGACAGAGACUACGACAGACGAUAUGAGAGAAGUAGUCGCCACGACAACCGAUACGAUCGCCACGAUGACCGAUAUGAUCGUGAUCGUCAUAGCAACCGAUAUUCGUCCAACGACCAUUACUACGGAGGGAGCGGAGACCGUUACUAUAGCGAUCGUCAUAGUGUCCUCAUUAUAAAGGAGGGCUCACCUACCAGUGUGGUCUAA